This is a messenger RNA of Platichthys flesus (European flounder), 3037 nucleotides long. RefSeq names its product acid phosphatase 5b, tartrate resistant (gene acp5b). The transcript is spliced from 6 exons. Bases 120 to 1112 code for a protein of 330 amino acids. Gene Ontology annotation, molecular function: acid phosphatase activity; ferrous iron binding; ferric iron binding. NCBI's taxonomy places the organism in Eukaryota, Metazoa, Chordata, Actinopteri, Pleuronectiformes, Pleuronectidae. Gene Ontology annotation, biological process: bone resorption. The record is from RefSeq and is a predicted model, not a curated record.
AGUGAAACCAUGAGUCACUCACUGACUGAUACAGGAAGUCAAGCUGUUAGCUGCUGAAACAUGUUUAACGUUAGAACAAAGUGCAAACAAACUCUGCUGUUCAGUGAGAUCGGAAAGUUAUGGCCAGACUGCAGCGUGUGCUAUUGUUUUUCUGCUUCUCUACCCGCUGGUAUCCUCUUCAAACUCUUGAACAAGCUGCUCUGCAUUUUGCUGUACUUGCUGACUGGGGUGGUAUUCCGUUGCCUCCAUACUACACUUCUCAUGAGGAGGCUGUUGCUGCAGAAGUGGACAGUCUGGCCCAGACUGAGGGAGUGGACUUUGUCCUAAGCCUGGGAGAUCACUUCUACUUUAGUGGUGUCAAGAAUUUGGAAGACCACCGCUUCAAGCAAACAUUUGAAAGGGUCUUCUCCCAGCCAUCUCUACUGCAUAUCCCAUGGUACCUGGUCGGUGGAAACCAUGACCACAGGGGCAACAUCUCAGCUCAGAUGGCUUACUCUGAUGUGUCCAAACGAUGGAAUUACCCAUGUCUCUAUUAUGACCUUCAUUUUAAUGUCCCACACACAAACCUGUCAGUGAGCAUACUGAUGAUCGAUACAGUGGUGUUAUGUGGAAACACCUAUAACCAAACCCAGCCUUCAGGACCAGAGGACCCCAGAGCAGCAGAUCGCCAGUGGAACUGGAUCACGUCUAAACUGGCCAGUAGCAGGUCAGCCUAUGUUGUGGUGGCUGGUCAUUAUCCUGUCUGGUCCAUCGGCCAUCAUGGACCAACAUCCUGUCUGGUCAACAGACUGAGGCCCCUGCUGAAAAAAUACAGAGUCACUGUGUACUUGUCUGGCCAUGACCACAAUCUGCAGUUCAUCAGAGAGGAUGAUGGGAGCUCAUAUGUAGUCAGUGGGAGUGGGGUGGUCAGCGAUCCCAGCACCACUCACAAGGACAGUGUUCCUCAUUCCUGGCAGCUCUACUCCAGUCCGGUCAAUCACACAAUAGGAGGCAUGGCUUACUUCCAGGUCACUGAGAAUAAGAUGACUGUCAGUUUCAUGCAGACUAACCGGAAAUGUGUUUACCAGGCAGAGCUGCCAACACGUACAGUCAGAAGUAAUGGAAUGCUAUAGUCACAGUUUGAAGAAAUGCAGUUAUUUGUAUAUGUGAGCCUAUAAUUAUAUUGCUAUUGUGCUACUUAACACCUAACUGACAAAAUGAAUAGGUCGCAAUGGCUUUUUGAAGGCUUUCAACAAAAAUCUAAAACAGAAUAAAAGAUUUUUAUGAAAAGAUAUUUCUGGGCAAUGGCAUGUUACUAUUAAAUGAAAUGUAUAUAAUCAUACUAUUUUGCUCUAUAUGUAUUGUUUUAUACAUGUAUCAAAAUAUAAACAAUUUUAUGUAUUUUGUUGUGCAUGUUAUUGCAUGAUGGUUGCCUCAAUCGGCAGUUUGAAUUAUGGCUCUACGAUGUUCACCAGAUGGGACAAAAGCAGAAGACAAAUUUCCCUAAUCUGCAUGUCGUGUGAGUGUGCAUGUGUUUGGGAUCAAUAACUGUAUUUUAAUCGUAUCUUAAUAGACCAAUAUGUGGAGCCAAGAAGAGAGUUCAUCGGUUCGCAACCAAACCAUCUGCUCUCCCAUUUGGAAUCAAAAUUGGACCAUAUUAUUAUUUAAUUGUCAUAUUACUACGUUUUUAUUUACUCUUCUUGCAUUGCUGUUAAAGCACUUCUGUUUGUAAAAUUAUUAUUAUUAUUAUUAUUUGUAUUAUUAUUAUUAUAUCACAACUCAAACAUAAGAGUUUGCUCUAAUGAGGAAAAACUCCCUUUUAACUGUGAGAAACCUUGAGAGAGAGAGAGAGAGAGAGAGAGAGAGAGAGAGAUUUUGUUAUUGUUAUGCACCGAUCAAGUUUCUGCUUAUCUACAUCUCUUUGUUGAGACAAAUUAUUUUACUGGAUCUACUUCCGAGGAAGAUGGCUUUUGAGACAGCUUUCCUACUUACAUGUUGUCAAGGCCCAGUUGAGACCAUCGCAAAUAAGGGAAGACACAUGAUCAUUUAAAAUUCUCCUCGUCACCUUCAAGGUAAAUAUGGCGUCAUUUUGUCCUGUUCACCCAUAACUCUAAAGUUCCUCACAGUAGAGCUGGGGGCCAAGCUAAUGCCAUGCAAGAUAACUGUUGUCAGACAUGUUUCUCUGAGGCAUUUAGGGCCGAGUAUAAUCAAUGACAAUACCACACGUGUCUUCUCUUUUGUUUGCCAUAGACCAUGUUAUUUUGUAAGGCAUCAAGAUGUAAUUAACUGUAGAACUGCAGUCUGUGAAUGUGACAUUUCAAGGCCUAAUUGAUUGGUGCAGAAUGACCCUGAAACAUUGAUUAUAUCCUACGUUGUUAUUGCCUCUACUUUCACAAUGGUUUUCAUAUUGUAGGCCUGUACAUGGCUAUUUUUAAUUCUUGGUUAAUUACCCAAAUUUGUCAAAGACUAUGGAAUAUCUUUUAUACUUCGGAUCUGUAUUUUGGUUUUCUUAAACGAUAGGCCCAUGGGUGAUCAUAACCAUCGGAUGGCUGAAUUUUAGUUGUGACACCUUAUUGUUGUUUCUAUCUUGGCGUAGAAAUUGUGUAUUUAUCUCCCUGCUCAAAUUUGAGGAAUCAACUAAAUGUAUUUUGUCCACUUCAAUCUUUGGAAUGACUUUUUCUGGGUAACUUUAUAAAACUUAAAAAUAAAACAACUUAUGAGGGAGGCUUAUUAAGUACCAGUUAGAGUGUUAUUUUCUAACCCUAGACUCUAGAAUAAUUGAGGUAAGAGUGUAAAAAUAUUAAUGGUGAACUUUUUAGUCAAGAUUUAAUAAAGGGACAAAAAAUGUAUCAGGUUUCACUUAUUUGUUUUUUUAAUUCACCUUUUGAUGACGAUGCAUGGGUACAUGGGUACACGAUACAUAUUUUGACUAACCCUAACCCUAACCCUUUUUUUUUUGUGCUUCGGCACUGUUACUUUAAUUCUGUUUUUCUAUUAUUGCUGUAACAAGUGAAUUUCCCCAUUGUGUGGAUAAAUAAAGAAAUCUAAUCUAAUCUAA